AUGGAUCGUGUUCCAAGUCCGAUCGUCCGCAUUGCACCAAAUGAGGUCGCUAUUGCUGAUCCGACCGCUAUCAAAACCAUCUACUCUGUCUCUUCUGGUUUCACAAAGACUGACUUUUAUCCAACGUUCCGGCCUUCCUUUGCCAGGCACCCCGAUCUUUUCACCGACCUGGAUGAGAAGUCUCACGCUAGACGACGUAAGAUUGUCAACAAUCUAUACUCCAUGUCCAACAUUGUCCGCUCGGAAGAGAGCAUCGACAACUGUACGAGAACUCUCAUGGAGAAGUUCCACGAGAUUUCUCAGAAACACGAUGUUAUCGAUAUGUCCACAUGGUUACAGUGGUACGCAUUCGACGUCAUAGGCGAGCUCUUCUUCAGCCGCAUGUUCGGUUUCAUGGCGCAAGCCACUGACUAUCGCGGCUACAUAGCAGCCCUCGAUCGCCUUCUACCCAUGCUGACAAUAGCAUGCGUCAUGCCCUCAUAUCUUCGACCGCUCUUCCUCAUAGGUGGCGCGAUCUUUCCGCCCAUUUUCAAAGCCCUUAUAAGUGUCAAGAGCAUCGAGACCGCAGCGAAGGACGCUGUUGAUGAGCGCUCCGCGCUAAUGAAGAAGGGAAUGACUGACGGUCAGGAGGAUAUCUUGAGUGGCUUGUUUGGAGUUAUGAAGACCAAGGGCGAGAAGGUUGAUUUUGGCCUCACAGAGAUCACGGUUGAAAUAUACUCAGCGCUGUAG
Molecule: messenger RNA, 729 nt
Organism: Alternaria postmessia
Lineage: Eukaryota; Fungi; Ascomycota; Dothideomycetes; Pleosporales; Pleosporaceae
Exons: 3
Coding region: 1-729 (242 amino acids)
Molecular function (GO): iron ion binding; monooxygenase activity; heme binding
Source: RefSeq, a predicted model, not a curated record